Molecule: messenger RNA, 1580 nt
Organism: Mya arenaria
Lineage: Eukaryota; Metazoa; Mollusca; Bivalvia; Myida; Myidae
Exons: 3
Coding region: 142-450 (102 amino acids)
Source: RefSeq, a predicted model, not a curated record
AAGUAAAGAACGAAUUGAAUAACAAUCGUUUUGUUGUAAGCUUAUGGCAUAAUUUCAUUCCAAAGGCAUUCGGAGCACUGACUGCCUCGCGUUUUUGCUUUAAAAACAGUGGAACAAAUCGUGUUAGAUUUCUCGAGAAACAUGUCUGUGAAUAAACGAAAAAUGAAAGAAAUAGUCUAUUAUGGACCCACGGACAUAAACCUUCUUAAACACCAUGAUGGUUUUUCUGCCGAGGUUGAACAACGACUGAAAACUAUUGCUCUAGGUGCAAUGGACAUGGUCGUUAUACCUAUAACGACUGUUGCUGACUCAUGCAGAAGGCAUCCUAAAGUAUAUACGACAGUCGCUGUUGCUGGUUUAACGUUCAUUGUCAUAAAGUAUGAACUUAUCCCCAAGUUCAUAGACUAUUUUCGAGGGAGACGAGACCCACCACCCGCGGGAAAUAACUAGAUUCGCGCAUAAGGAAUAUAGAUUGAAACAUUUAGAAAAGUGUUAUUACUUUUGUAAAUGUUAUGGAUAGUGUCAUGAUUUUCAGUUUCAAGAAGCUUUUGCACAAGGGCAUAUAUUUCGCUACAUAUAUGAAGCAGCCUUGUACAUAAUUGUAUGCACAUUGUCAUUCAUAUUUUUUUAUUUCCUUUCGCUUGAAAAAUGAAAAUAGAACUAAUGACAUAAAUUACACGAAUUCGUGUAACAUGUAAAAAAUCCGAUUAUUUUAUUCAAUGUACUCAAGAUGAGCAGUUAAUUCAUCACGAUCAUAGAAAUAUUUUUAGAGCCAGCUUAUUCCAAAGCAUCUUCACUUGACUCGUGUAAGAAUAUUGCUGUAGCGUAAUCAUGAUGUACAAUAUAUUGCACAGGUCUGUUUUUGCGAUCGAUGUUUAAAAGCUUCAUACCUGAUUAAACAUUGUUGUUUUUUCUAUUAAUUCAAAGAUUAGCUUGAGUGUUUAAAAUACUAGCACCAUUAGUUAGCCUUCUUGACAUUUAUAAUAAUGUUAUGGUCGAUAUUUUCUUAUGUCCAAUGAGAAGGUAGUAUUUAUCCGUUUUUACCAAUGCUUAAACUUAAGUAAUUUAUUUUUCCGUUCUUGUAAUAUAAAUGAGUUUUUUAGCACUAAAUAAAUGUCGCUGUUGUUGCUAGUUAUAUUAUUUCUUUGUCAAAAUGAAGUACAUCUGAGUCAAUAUUACUACGGAAGACUUUGUGUCAAUUUGUAGUGUACAUCUACUUAAGAUGAGAAAUAAAAAAUGUUUAAAAACAUACACUGACAAGUAGGUAAUUCCAAAUGUGAUACAAUUUGUACCUGAUUAUAUAUCUGCUAAUGUCAAUGUGAAUAUAUUUAUUUUCAGCCGUAUUUCAUAAUGAUCUAGAGAUAAGAACAGGCUAUCCUAUUUAUAACGGUUGUAUGUUGUUAAUUUGUGUUAAUUUAUCAGAUACAUUUAUUGUUGUUCAUAUACCAUUUAGUUUGUCAUUGACUGUGUUAUAUCUUGAAAGUUCCUUGCGCACAUUGACAUAGUGCCUUUUAUGUUAAGAAAGGAAAUUUCUUAAUAUGUUUGAUCUAUUACCUAUAAAAUAAAGUCCAUUGCAUCUG